Messenger RNA from Bactrocera dorsalis (oriental fruit fly), 3295 nucleotides. RefSeq names its product Down syndrome cell adhesion molecule-like protein Dscam2. The transcript is spliced from 14 exons. Gene Ontology annotation, cellular component: axon; plasma membrane. The record is from RefSeq and is a predicted model, not a curated record. The coding region runs from base 1549 to 3141 and encodes 530 amino acids. Gene Ontology annotation, biological process: dendrite self-avoidance; homophilic cell-cell adhesion; axon guidance. Lineage: Eukaryota; Metazoa; Arthropoda; Insecta; Diptera; Tephritidae. Gene Ontology annotation, molecular function: cell-cell adhesion mediator activity.
UGACUGUGUUCGGUUGUGUCUGGAAAAUAAACGAACGGAAAAAAACUUGGAACGGGACAACGGAAAGAGAAUCCGCAGCUAUUGACAUAAUAUGUAAUUGUCCUAACAUAUCGUGUCAAUGAAAGAGGGUUGAGAGAAAAAAGUUGAAGAAUGUGAGAGAGUCUGCGCACCUUCAACAAUUACUCAAUUCAAUGUGUCAGCGUGUAAGAAAAACGAGUGGAAGGGGAAAGUGCAAUGAGGAAGUGAUGAGCGAAUGCAUGGUGUUUGCAUAUACCUAAAUAUUUUAUAUACUACUUGAUUUGAAUGCUACUACUACGUUAUACGAGUAUAUACAUGUGUUAGUACCAUGUGGAGUGUAGUGAUAACGACAGAGUUCAUACGUCGUUAAAUAGUGAAAAAAUAAAAACAAAAAGGUGCAUAAAGCGUACAGCGUACAGUGAAUAAAAUGGACUCGAGUCCCCACUGAAAUAUCACUGCAAGUGCAGUGAAGAAUUUAAAAAAUGAAGAAAUAUUACGAGUAAAAAGGCAUAAAGUGGAAAAAACGAUGCAUGAAAACCGACGCUCCAGCAUCAGCGCGAAAGGCAACGAAUGAAAGUCAUAGACACAACUUAAGGUGCCAAAUGCCUUUAUCGAAUGUGGUAUAUGGUAUACAAGGAGCCGAAGCAAAUUAGUGAAUAAAUAAUUUUAUAAAAAAAAAAUGUUUUAAAAGUUAGAAAACGAAGAUUUGUUCACAGUAUAUCGUGUUAAUUGAAGCGAGUGGAGAUAAAAGAUAAUACUUAAAGAAGAUAUAUAAAAAUAUUUUAGUGCUUGAAACAGUGUAUACAGCAGAUAUGGAAUAUUGACUUCAAAUAUGGUUAAAAAGCAACUUCUUGGCUUGGUAAAGAGGUUAUCUAAGCAUAUGGAAGGAAAUACUUAUGUUGGUGUACUUACUUAUCUCAAGUUGUACUAGACGUAUUAAUGAAACACAGGUCAUUUGCCAUUCGCACAACGUAUUUAUUCUUCGUUUCAAUACUUAUGAAUCGCUUUUAUUUAGGAUAAGGUGGCACCUUCAAAUUCAAGCAAUAGAAACCAGCAAGCAAUGGAAGAGUUAAUAAUACGCUUAAAAAUAACAACAUUUUUAAAAUACUGGUAUUAUGUACAAUAAAACGAAAAUAAUGCAAAUAGAUCUCUUGAAAAUCCGUGUAACAUAUGUCCCUUCCCAGUUAUGUUCGACGAGUUGGUUAACCGGUUAUCUUUGUAUGGGUUCAUUAGUAAAAACAUAAAGUGAUACCAGUUCACUGUAAAGUCAAAUUACAGUUUUUUAAAAAUCAAAUCAUAAAAAAAUAUUUAAGAAAAUAAUAUUUUAUAGGUGUUAAAGUGCACUUCAUUGAAAAUUAUAAUUUACAAUAUGUCAAAAAAUAAGUAACUUUACGCCAAUAAUUGAUUUCACAAGACACCAAUGGAGAGAAGAUGGAGGGAAGCAUGUUAAGCGGCACUAAGCAGUACAUUAACAAAAUUACUUACCAGGAUGUAUAAAAUAUGUAAUGGAAAGGCCAAUUCUUCAUAAAAAUGGGGUUACAUUGCCUUGUUAAGGCUAUAUUGAUCGUAUAUGCCAUUAAAGCUGAUUUUAGCUUAAUUGCAAAUGGGCUAGACUUGCAAGGACCGAUAUUUCUACAUGAACCACUGCAUCGCAUUGAGUUUUCAAAUAAUACAGGCGGCUUAAUAGAAUGCUCUGGACAUGGAAGCCCCCCACCAGAGGUGGAAUGGACUCCAAUACCUCCCCAACAGGACAUGGUCUUCACACUCUCCAAUGGUAGCCUAAUGUUUUAUCCGUUUUCAGCAGAAAAGUAUAGGCAUGAAGUACAUGCUACAGUUUACAGGUGUAAAUUAAGAAAUCUUGUUGGUACGAUACUGAGCAGGGAGGUGCACGUGCGUGGAGUUGUCAACCAAAAAUAUACAGUGCAAGUUCAUGAUGAAUAUGUGAUGUCUGGCAACACGGCUGUUUUAAAGUGCCAGGUGCCCAGCUACAUGUCUGAGUUUGUUAUGGUGACAGCUUGGGUUCAAGACACUGGCAUGCAUCUCUAUCCUAACACGGAUAUUGGUGGAAAAUAUACAGUGCUAUCAAAUGGCGAACUCUAUAUAAAUAACGCGGGGACAAAUGACGCAUUUAAGAGUUACACCUGCCGCACUGUGAAUCGACUAACAGGUGAAAUUCAAAUAUCUACAUAUCCUGGACGCAUCAUUGUCACAGAACCAAAAGGCAUGGUGCAACCGCGCAUAAACGUCGAAAAGCACUCACUUCGACAUGUUAUGCUUAAUGGACAAACAACACUGCCUUGUAUCGCUCAAGGUCAUCCUGUGCCAACUUAUCGCUGGUUCAAGGAGGAAAACGAGCAGCUAUUGCCUCUGCAGUUAAGUGAGCGCAUCACAAUCGUUUCUGCGGGAUUGUUAAAGAUAGCAAAGGCACGCCUAGAAGAUAGUGGGAAAUAUCUUUGUUGGGUUAACAACACUGCCGGCGAGGAAACAAUUCAAGUGUCAUUAACGGUAACGGCACCCUUAACAGCACAUCUGCAGCCUCAGGUACAAACAGUGGAUGUGGACAAGGAUGCGCAAUUUCAAUGUAUAGUGUCCGGACAUCCGGUGCAUGAUGUCAAUUGGUUACAUGACGGAAAACCAAUAUUGCGUGACAAUCGAGUAGAGAUACUAACUGACCCACCAAGACUGAUAAUUAAGAAAGUGCAAAAGGACGAUCCUGGGAUGUAUCAGUGCUUUGUUUCGAAUGAGUGGGAGCAGAUUCAGUCGACAGCUGAACUACAACUGGGAGAUGCAUCUCCAGAAUUACUUUAUUGGUUUUCGGAGCAAACAUUGCAGCCCGGACCCACUGUGUCGUUAAAGUGCGUAGCAACUGGAAAUCCUUUACCGCAAUUUACAUGGUCACUCGAUGGAUUCCCGAUUCCGGACAACUCUCGAUUUUUGGUUGGUCAAUAUGUAACCAUUCAUGAUGACGUUAUAAGUCACGUGAACAUAUCAAACGUCAAAGAGGAAGAUGGCGGCGAAUAUGCUUGUACAGCACAAAAUUCAAUUGGGAAGUAUGUAUUUUCAAAUAACGGUAAUCUGAAUUUCAUUCCUGUUUUGGUAUUUAAUUUACAUUUUAGUCCAUGAUUAUAUAUUUCCGGAUGGCUUUCAUUUUAUAUUUUUGCAUAUAGAAAUUUUUUGCUAUUAAUAAUAUCCAUCGUUUUUAUUUGUGAUUAGUCAGAUAGUUCGAAGACAUUCGAGGUUCCAAUACCUCAUACAAUGUAGAAUUUAUGUAUGUAGA